AUGGCCCACCACCGGAUCCAUGUCGCCGUGCUAGACACAGACGUUCCUUGCCCGUCAGUAUACGCCAAGCACGGUCUUUAUAGCUCUCAGUUUCGCGUCCUUCUCCAAGCAGCGGCUGCGCGCAUCAAUCAGGAUCCAGAUAUUACCCUGCAUAAUGGCCCACUGACUGUGCAUGUCACGGCAUUCGAUGCAGUGGGCGGCUCACUGCCGCCACUGGAUUGUCUGCGGAUUAAACCUCAUUCUCAGGACGAGUCCCAUGCUAGUAGUCUAUUCAGCCCAGUCGACGCGAUUCUCAUUACUGGAUCGGCGGUCUCCGCAUAUGAUCAACACCCUUGGAUCGCAGAUCUUCAAUCGUUUGUUCAGAUCGUCCACGGCAAUUACCCUCGAGUCAAGUUGUUCGGUUCCUGCUUCGGCCACCAGCUGAUCGCGCAAGCCUUGCUCUCAAGCGCCACGGAAGAAUCAACCGCUAGGUCUACGUUCCACGUUGAACCUGCCGCGGCAGGCUUUGAGAUGGGAAUCCAGCCCAUCACCUUGACACCCUCCUUCAGUGCACACUUUGCGCCUCUCGCUCGCGUAUCAUCUAAAGGUCCAUUUCGCAUACAGUUAAUCCACGGCGACCAAGUAGUACCUACGCCCGAGGCCACCGCCGCUGCUACCGCCUCUGGCAAGUCCUCCGUCUCCCUCCCAGCUCCAUGGAUGAAGAUCGGCAGCAGCGCUCAGUGCCCGAUCCAAGGACUGUACAGCCCCGGCCGCGUGCUGACAUAUCAGGGCCACUUCGAGUUCAACGCCACUGACAAUGUCGAGCUCACACAAGCCUUUGGACGCCGCAUGAACUGGCCCGAGCCGCUGGUCGCCUCGUACGUGGAGCAAAUCCAGCGCUCCAUCGUACCGGGGCAAGACGACGACGAUGACUCGAAAGCUGCGGCUGAGGCAGCGCUACUCUUCUUCGCGGGCGAAGACCAGCCGGCCGCCCAAGCUGGUACACCAAGCGGCCUGAUCACGCCGCCAAUUGAGGAGCUUGUUGCCGCGUGA
Molecule: messenger RNA, 1032 nt
Organism: Penicillium macrosclerotiorum
Lineage: Eukaryota; Fungi; Ascomycota; Eurotiomycetes; Eurotiales; Aspergillaceae
Product: type 1 glutamine amidotransferase
Exons: 1
Coding region: 1-1032 (343 amino acids)
Cellular component (GO): nucleus; cytosol
Source: RefSeq, a predicted model, not a curated record